Molecule: messenger RNA, 2311 nt
Organism: Macadamia integrifolia
Lineage: Eukaryota; Viridiplantae; Streptophyta; Magnoliopsida; Proteales; Proteaceae
Product: leucine aminopeptidase-like
Exons: 4
Coding region: 356-2194 (612 amino acids)
Biological process (GO): proteolysis
Cellular component (GO): cytosol
Molecular function (GO): metallopeptidase activity; zinc ion binding
Source: RefSeq, a predicted model, not a curated record
GAUGAAAGAGAAAAAGGCAGAAGUCGCGUAACCUGCAAGGAGGAUCUAAAUUCAUCUUUAUUCCUCCAAAAAUUUAAACGCAAGCAGUGAAAGUAGAAGAAUCCACUUCUGAAAAUUGCCCAACCGGGCGAGGCCGCGAGGCCACCAUUUAUGGAAUCGAAACUCUCUCUCUCUGCUCCAUUCUUCAUUCUUUAUUCCCUGUCAUCUUCCAUGGAAGUGAAACAUCCUUAAACAGACAUCUAUAUAAGUUCGACUACCUUGUUCUCUUCUCAAACUCAAACCCCACUCAACUUUCUAUCUCCCCAAUUCGAAUACCUAAUCCUAUACCUCGAAUCACUGCUUGCUGUGUUCUUCAAUGGCACCCGUAGAUCCCCAUUCCUUCACCGAUUCCUCUCACCCAUUUGCUACCCACGUCUCCCUUUCUCUCUAUUUUGAUUUCGACUCUUCCACCAUUCAUGGCUCCGCUCUUCUUAGCUUCCCAACCCCUCAUUCGGGCCCUAUUUAUCUCGACACACGAUCUCUCUCCAUUUCCUCCGUCAUCGACCCUGAAACCCUAGUUCCCCUUCCAUUCUCGCUGUCUUCCGUUGCUGAUCCAAUUAAAGGCCAAAACUUCACUGUCUUCCUUUCCAAUCAAUCUUCCUUCCUGGUUGCUUUCUCCACUAGCCCAUCUUCCUCGGCCCUUCAAUGGCUCUCUCCAGUGCAGACGUUCAACAAGACUUUCCCCUUCGUGUACACUCAGUGCCAAGCUAUUCAUGCCCGUUCUGUAUUCCCCUGUCAAGACACACCGGCUGCACGCCUUUGUUACACGGCCUGCCUCAAUGUGCCUAACCAGUUAACGGCUGUGAUGUCCGCACGGCACAUCGAACGCCGACCACCGGCCUCGGGUGAGGCUGCAAUGGUCUGCGACGAUGCGUUGUGGUGCGCCCAGGGCAGGAUGGUGGAGGAAUUCACGAUGGAGCAGCCUAUACCGCCCUACUUGUUUGCUUUUGCAGUAGGAGAGCUUGGGUUCAGAGACGUUGGCCCGAGAACAAGGGUCUACGCUGAGUCGGUGCCUGCGGUUCUGGACGCGGCUGCAAAAGAGUUUGCAGGGACGGAGGAUAUGAUUGAGCAGGGGGAGAAGUUGUUCGGGCCUUAUGAGUGGGAGAGGUUCGACCUACUCGUGUUGCCGCCGAGCUUUCCUUAUGGAGGCAUGGAGAAUCCAAGAAUGGUAUUUUUGACACCAACGGUAAUCAAAGGAGAUGCAAGUGGUGCACAGGUUGUGGCCCAUGAGCUUGCUCAUAGCUGGACUGGUAAUCUGAUCACUAACAAGACCAAUGAAGAUUUCUGGUUAAACGAGGGUUUUACAACAUAUGCGGAGCGAAGAAUUGUUGAGGUGGUGCAGGGGGAAGAGAAAGCUGCUCUGAAUACUGGUAUUGGUUGGAGGAAUUUAAAUGAAGAAAUGGAGAGAUUCAACGACAACAUGGAGUUCACAAAGCUCAAGACAAAGCAGGAAGGAGUGGACCCAGAUGAUAUUUAUUCUCGAAUUCCUUAUGAGAAGGGUUUCCAGUUCCUUUGGCGCAUUGAACGUCAGAUUGGAAGGCCGGCAUUUGACGAUUUCCUUAAGAAAUAUAUCGCCUCCUUUAAGUUCCAAUCCAUUGAUACGGAUAUGUUUCUCAAUUUCCUCAAAGCUAAUGUCCCUGGAAUAGAGACAGAGAUCGAUCUGGUCCUGUGGACCGAGGGAACUGGUAUCCCUCCAGAUGCCUUUGAACCUGUUUCAAACACUUACGCAAAAAUUGUGUCACUGGCAAAAGAGUUUAUUCAUGGGAGGAUGCUAAGGGACGAUGAAGUAUCUAACUGGCAUGGGCAGGAAUGGGAGCUUUACCUGGAAAAUUUACCAAAGUCUGUUGAAGCUUCACAGGUUGCAGCCUUGAAUGCACAUUACAAGCUAGCAGAAUCCAAAAAUUAUGACGUGAAGGUAGCAUUUCUCCAACUCUGCAUUUCAUCUGGUUGCAAAGAAUACUUCAGUGAGGUGGAGAAAACAUUGAAGGAGGUUGGGAGGAUGAAGUACCUUCGUCCACUCUAUACUGCGCUGGUAAAGGAUAGUGGAAAGGAAGAAGCAAAGAUAUUGGCCAAGAGAGUUUUUGGAGAAGCUCGUGAGUGUUACCACCCUAUAGCUCAAGGGGUUGUUGAGUCCAUCUUUUCAAAGCACAUGUAAGAUGAUCUAUGAUGAUACUCUGCUGUAAAUAGAACAAUAAAAGCACUUGCAGGAUGAUCUAUGAUAAUACUCUGCUGUAAAUAGAACAAUAAAUUAUGAGAGAAGUCUUAUCUUUCA